AUGAAUCCCGCCUUGCCCGAACCCGCCGUGGCACCAUCCCCGGCGCCCGCUUCGACCCCCCUGCCCAUGGCGAACCCUGCGGCUGACCAGAUGAUCUCGCUGCCAGAUGGAGAACUCGGCUUCGUGACGGCCUCGGAUGAGCAUGACAAUGUCCGUUUCCUGCCCUUGCAAGCAGGUGGCCUGCACGCAUCGGCAACCGGUGCGGCAACGGCGACGUGGGCCGUCGACCUCGAACCUCCUCGCCAUCUCGGCGGUGCAUGCGUGACCAUGGCUUCCGGCAACGCCGCCAUUCGCCGUCGUGACGAAGCUCGCGUCGCCCGAGACAUGACCUCGACCGGGCGACAGGUGCCGGCCUUCGCAGACAGCUCCAGGUUGCCAUGGGAGCUCGUCUUUCCCGAGCGGCGUGCCGUCGGAGCUACCGAGCAGAGUGACUUGCACGGCGGCCUUGCCUCGCUCGACCGCCCGCUGCUCCGUGGCGACGGACGUCAUGGACGUGGACGGCAAUGCUGUGAUGGCGAGUCCAGUUGGCGGCGAAAGGCCGUGGUUAUGAAGCCUUCGAGGCAAAGAUUUCAUUGUCGCCAUCGGCUCAUCGACGUGGAUCGACCUCGUUCUCGCUCGAAGCCGCCGUCGAUGACACCGUUCCUCUCUCGCAUCGCAAAUUGCUUCCGUUCAGAGCGUCAAGGGGAGCCGGCCAUCUGGGCUGUUACCCCGGCCAAGCGUCGACACGCAUCGGACAGUGCAUGGCUCAUGAGCAGCAAGAUGCGUCCAUGGGGGGGCCGAAGCGACGCGGGACCCGACACCCUGGCCAGCUCUCGCCGAGGUGCCAUGGCGCAAAGCCACGGCAACGACGUAGCGUCCGUCGACUUUCCCUUGGCCUGCCCGUCGGCCGCCGCCGAGCCAAUGGCUUUCCCUGUUGAGCGCCGAGAUCGAGGGGACGAAAUGGCACCUCGUCGGCUUCGGGUGCGAUGCCGGGAGGGCCAAAACCUGCUCGAUGCCAAGAGCCGUUGCCCUAGCAUGAAACGGGGCCCUCGUUUCCUGCUUCGGCAUUCUACCGCUAGGUCAACGUCGAGCCUCUUCGUCACAUGCAAAGGCAAAGACACCAUCCCGCCCUGGGCACGGAGAGCCAAAGGGAACGAGCUCGGAGACGUCGCGCAGAUCGGCCUGCUGCCGUGCCGCCGACGGAUGGACGAACCGGCCAUCGGCCGGCUCACAAAGCGCUGCGUUCUGGCCGACGCGCUCACCGUCAUGGCCCCGAAUGUCAACGGCCUCCUCGUCCCUCGCCGUGGUCUGCUCUCCCGUCGCUCCGCUCCAUCGCAUCGUCGCCGCCUCUUCGUCGUCGGCCGCAACGGACGAGCACGCUCCGCAAGCAUGACGAGCGCGCCCGGACAAGGCCUCGCGCCUGCUGUCGUUGCCAUCAACGUCGCCUUUGCCGUCCUCGCCGUCGUCGUCGUCUUCCUGCGAACCGUCACCCGCGCCCAUUUCGCCGCCGGCCUGGCCGCGGAUGACUGGCUCAUGGUGCUGGCCACGGUCUUCUUCGUCAUAUACUGCGUCGCCUCCAACCUGGCCACCUACUACGGAACGGCCUUGCCGAUGGCGGCCGACGUCGACGCCGACGCCGUCGACAAGUCCAUGUUGUAUUCCUGGUUCUGCUGCCUCCUCUACGUCCUUUCCAUGCUCCUCACGAAGCUGUCGCUCGCCUGCUUCCUUCUGCGGCUGGCACCCAACGGAGCCCACGCUCUGCUCAUCCACGGCGCCUCCCUGCUCACCGUGCUCACCAACGCCGUCUACUUCUUCGUCUCCGACUUCAAGUGCCGACCCGUGUCCUACUACUGGAAGCGGGACCAGGCCGGAAGCUGUCUGGGACGGGCCGCCAUCAUGGGCAUGACGUACUUUUACAGCGCCACGAGCGUCGCCGUCGACGUCGUCUUUGCCGUCCUGCCGGCCUUGAUCGUGGGGAAUCUGAAUCUCGACGGGCGAGCCAAGGUCGGCAUCAUGGUGCUGAUAGCCAUCACAUGCUUGGCCAAUUCCGCCGUCCUCGUACGGUUCGCGUAUCUGUCGGCGCUCACGGAUGCCGACCUGUUGUGUGAGCGCUUCGCCUCUGCGUUGCGUGUGAGCGUGGCCAUGAAGACUACCGCUAAUGGAGCCCGUGCAGGGUCGGCAAACGACAUUGGCGUCUGCACCUCGAUCGAGAUGAGCUUGGCCAUCGGCGCCGCGAGCCUGGCGACCCUGGGGCCGCUCUGCAGCGCCGUCGGCCGCCAGCUGGGCCUCGGCUCCCGACCGGCUCAUGCGGGCGGCGCUGCCAAAGACAGCCGGCUCUCGCAGUCGACGAUGAGCCGGAGCCGACAGGGAAGCGUCAAGAUGUGCGAUGACGACGUGUACGUCGUAUCCGACGACGAGGAGUGCGCGUCGGCCAUUCGCGACAAGGGCGUCUUCGGAACCGAGCGAGUCGCGCACGCAGCAUCCGACAAGGGGGACAUUUAUUCCUCGGAAACCAGAGUCGUGGAAUUGGACGCCGAGAGAGAGGAGCAGUCACCCACGGCCGAGGGCGUAGCCAAAGGUGUCGAGGUCCUUGUGCGGCCCUCCUUCUCGCCAUCGGUGCCGGGAGCCAUGGGGCAAGAGGGCCGUGGGACCGGCGGCGACGGCACAACCACCGACGACCGAUGCAUGGACGAUGUCGGCCCUCGUACGUGCAUGGGUGCGCAGUCGCCUGCCGCAGUUGCUGGAGGUGCGACGAUGGAAGCGCGAGGCCGGUCCGCAUGUCCGUUCGAAGCAUGA
This is a messenger RNA of Drechmeria coniospora, 2775 nucleotides long. RefSeq lists its product as uncharacterized. The record is from RefSeq and is a predicted model, not a curated record. The transcript is spliced from 8 exons. Lineage: Eukaryota; Fungi; Ascomycota; Sordariomycetes; Hypocreales; Ophiocordycipitaceae. The coding region runs from base 1 to 2775 and encodes 924 amino acids.